Molecule: messenger RNA, 978 nt
Organism: Fraxinus pennsylvanica
Lineage: Eukaryota; Viridiplantae; Streptophyta; Magnoliopsida; Lamiales; Oleaceae
Source: the annotation of a GenBank genome assembly
AUGGUAGAUGUCUGGUGGGGAAUUAUAGAGGCCAAAGGUCCCAAACAGUAUGAUUGGUCUUCCUACAAGAAAUUGUUCCAACUCGUUCAAAAAUGUGGAUUGAAAAUACAGGCUAUAAUGUCAUUCCACCAGUGUGGUGGCAAUGUAGGAGAUGCUGUGUACAUCCCUAUCCCAGAUUGGGUACUUGCUGUUGGAGAAAAAGAUCCCGAUAUUUUCUACACUAACCGAUCGGGUACUAGGAACAAAGAGUACCUCUCACUUGGUGUGGAUAACUUGCCUUUCUUUGGAGGUCGAACUGCUGUACAGAUGUACAGUGAUUACAUGAAGAGCUUUAGAGAAAACAUGUCAGAUAUUUUGGAAGCUGGAACCAUUGUAGACAUUGAGGUAGGACUAGGCCCUGCAGGAGAGCUCAGAUAUCCAUCAUAUCCUGAGACUCAAGGAUGGAAGUUCCCUGGCAUUGGAGAAUUUCAGUGCUAUGAUAAGUAUUUGAGACAACAUUUCAAGGAGGCUGCGACCAAGGCAGGGCACCCAGAAUGGAACCUCCCAGAUGAUGCAGGAACAUAUAAUGACACCCCUGAGAAAACAGGAUUUUUCGGAUCAAAUGGGACUUACCAGACAGAAAAGGGGAAGUUUUUCUUAACAUGGUACUCUAACAAGCUACUAGACCAUGGGGAUCAGAUAGUAGAGGAAGCCAACAAAGUCUUCUUGGGAUGCAAAGUCAAGCUCGCUGCUAAGGUUUCUGGAAUCCACUGGUGGUACAAGGAUGAAAGUCAUGCUUGUGAGCUGACAUCAGGUUACUAUAACCUAACUGGCAGGGAUGGAUACCGGCCAAUAGCAAGGAUGUUGUCCAGACAUUAUGGAACCUUAAAUUUCACAUGUCUUGAAAUGAGAGACACCGAACAACCGGCGGAAGCUAAAAGUGCACCUCAAGAACUUGUUCAGCAGGUUGAACUGUCAAAUUUUCCCUCAAAUUCUUGA